Messenger RNA from Capsicum annuum, 799 nucleotides. RefSeq lists its product as uncharacterized. The transcript has a single exon. The record is from RefSeq and is a predicted model, not a curated record. Lineage: Eukaryota; Viridiplantae; Streptophyta; Magnoliopsida; Solanales; Solanaceae. Bases 68 to 559 code for a protein of 163 amino acids.
CCUUUCUCAUUCUAUAAAACAUUAUUAUAAAUACUCGUAGCCAUUUCCAAGAAAGGAGAUCAAAAACAUGGAAAAUAAUACAAGGAGAUUGUUCAAGCAAAUGAACAAAAGCAAAUCAAAAUCCAGUUCUACUAUAAUAUGCAAGAAGCAUCCAAAACACAAGCAAAACCCUGGAGUCUGUUCCGUUUGCCUUAGUGAAAAACUCUCUCUGCUUUCAAGAAGUAAUACGACCACUAUUACUAAUUCUUCUUCUUCUUCUUCUUCUUUGUCAUCUUUGUCCUCCUCUUCAGACGUGUCCUCCUGUUCAUCUCCACCUCGUUAUAGAACAAGCACAAACAACAAUAAUGUGCUCAUGAAGAGUAGAUCAUUGGCUUUGAUUAUGAGAAGAAGAGAUGGUGGAGUUAUGUUGGAAGAAAAUAGCAAUGGAAACAAGAAAAAGAAAGAAGGAUUUUUUUCAAAAUUGCUAAAUCCAAAGAGAAGUAGAAAGGAUGAAGGAUUGGCACAUUCAAGAACAAUGAGAGAAAGGGUUAUAACAAGAUUUAGAAUUACUGCAGCAUGAGAAUUUUUAUUUUAUUUUAUUUUAUUUUAUUUUUCUUCUUCUCUUUUUAUGAGAUUUGUUGUAUUAAUUGUUUUUUUUUUUAGUUUAGGUUAGGUAAAUUAAUUAUACAAAAUUAAGAAAAAGAUAUACGAAGUACAUAGGGACACAUAUAUAUGUAUGAUCUUUGGAAUUCAUGGGUGUGCUUGCAAGAAAAAGCAACCACUUUUGAUCAAUAUACACAACAAUUUUCAGUUUUGAUUA